AUAGGGAUCAGAAUUGGAUGAAAGGACAAGGUGGUGGCAGUGGUGGCGAGCAAACGGAGUGAACGAUGGCGUCAGGUGUGAUUCCUGGAUGUCAGGUAAUGAGUGAUCUCCUGACUCUCCGUGAGAAAGGGGUCCUCUUCACUCUGCUCCACCCUCAGUGUAAGCUGAUCCAGUCCACAGUAGCUCAGGUUCUGGUGUCUGAAGGGACCGGGGGGGAGAGUCCCGGCUGGAGUUGUUUGGGUUGUGGCGCUGUGUGUCUCAUCGAGGAUACUUCCAUCCACACCUGCUUCCUGCGCCUGUACUGUGUCAAGCGUGCGAUGUUACUGUGGGAGCAGGAGCUGUACAUCCCUUUCAAAUACACCGCACCUUGCAAGUUCUUCCACACAUUCCCUGCAGAUGGCAACCAGGUAGGCCUCAACUUUGCAAAUGAGCCAGAGGCAGAAGAAUUCCUUCUGUCCGUCGAGGCUGUCCAAAGAGACCAAGAAAAGAUGACCAUGAUGAGUGAAAAAACAAAUGUUGAAAACAAAAACAAAUCCACAAGUGAUCCGCAUAGUUCUGGUACAAUUAAGCCACUGGACCUUUUAGACAAGGAGCCACAUUUUCAGAUGGAGGAAACGUCCACGAUAUGUAAGGAUCUGGACCCGGCUAUGAGGAGGCUGUUGAUGCAGGCCAGCCUCACUGAGGAAGAUCUGAAAGAAAAAGACGUUGCCGAAGCUGUCGACUGCAUCAUCAAGCAAUUUGGAGGACUAAAGGCUGUGCAGAGAGAGCUGAAGAACAGAGGCCCAUCUCACACUUUGCCAAGAGCUGCAGGGGCCUCCAUCUCCCUCUCUCUGAAGAAAGGGCCUUUACCACCGGUUCCCUCCAAAGGCAGCAGCACCCCCCAGUCGGCACCACUGUGGACUGACUCACUACAUCAGAGUACAAUUCCCCUGCAGAUUCCUCCUCCUCCAUCUACUCCCGCUCCAGUUCUCCCAGAGAGGAUCCGAAAGAGCGCAAGUUUCAAACCUGUGGGCUCAUCAACAGCUACAGAAAAAGGUGACCUUAUUCUGAAUGCCAUGAGGGAAGUCUUCAGACAAAAGCAGAUGCAAAGGACAAGUGCAGAUCAGAGAAAUGUGGAGCCAGACACUAACGGCGACAAGACCUUUUGAAGAAACUCCUGUUUGAAUUGUGCUGUGAUACACUCAUUUAAAUUGUAUGUGAUAUGGUGAGAUGCUGACUCUUAUCUCUUAUUCUCUCACAAGGCCAUAGCUGAAUCAAGCUGUUAACACAAGUUACUGCUGCGCCCCCAUGUCACUGCAUUUUAAUCAGACGCUGUUGCCUCCAGGAAGCUUUUAUUCAUAAUCUAACUAGUACUCCUGCGCUGUAAUACUACCUGGUUGCAUGCUUUUAUUAUUGUGUAAGUUUGUUUCUGCAAAACUUUAAUUAUUCCAUUCACUUCAUUUCAAUUUCAUCCAUUUCCUUUA
Messenger RNA from Trematomus bernacchii (emerald rockcod), 1463 nucleotides. RefSeq names its product wiskott-Aldrich syndrome protein. NCBI's taxonomy places the organism in Eukaryota, Metazoa, Chordata, Actinopteri, Perciformes, Nototheniidae. The record is from RefSeq and is a predicted model, not a curated record. Gene Ontology annotation, biological process: actin filament organization. The transcript is spliced from 9 exons. Bases 66 to 1148 code for a protein of 360 amino acids.